GAGCGAGAUCUUGAGAUCUCCGCCAUUUGCUUUCUCAAACAAGAAUGAAUUUGCAUAGCUGUCGCGCCGAGCCAUCACUCCAUGCCGUAACAGUAUCCUCUACUGUACCGCGCGUCUCAUAGUCUCCCCUCCAUGUUUGUCCAUCCCUUUUCUCGUGCCCCCAUCGCGCCAGUUACCAUUCAACCUCAAUCAGCCCUCCCAGCAGCAACCUUAGCUGCUGCGACCUAGCCUCUUCCGUGUAAUCCGCACAGUACACCUCGCUCUGUUCCGGCUAGGAGUACGAUACUGCCGUGGCACGUAGUGCUCUUAUCACUUGAGUGCGCAACUGCUUGUGCUGGGCCGUUGAUUCCGGCCGUGCCGUCUGUACCCGAUUAUAGUACCGCGAGAGGGAUAGUCGACGGUUACGUCCCUUCAGUCAAUAAGGAGCUCCUUCCGUGUAGUCAUUUUAGGAUGCUCGUAAACCCGUAACUAUGCUCUUCGUAGGAGUGUGAAAAGGUCUUCGUCAGGCCUCGAUGCUUUUCAGAGUCGAGCGCCUUAGGUAGUUAGCUAACCACCAGUUGCAGAAUACCUUCCUCAAUCGAGUAGUAGCAAACGCGCUACCUCACCCACCUUAGCAAGCGAAAACCAUGGCGUCGACUCGCAAACACGAUCCUCGUCCGCCUGAUGCGGACCAGCCUCGACGCCUGCCCAGCCCCCGCCGUCUCCCCAGUCCCAAGCGCCUACCCAGUCCUAACCUUGCUCGUAGGCACGUAGCCAGUACUAAAUCCUCCGAUUCUGUCGGCGGAUCCGCACCGCUUCGCUCGCCCGGUGCACACGUCCCCGCCCUGUGCAACGUACAGCCGCCGGUGAUUCAGAAGUCGCGAUCCAUGACGUGGCAGGAUUCCGUUUCCGUUUCCGUUACCGUUCCGCGGCCGCAGUCUCCGGCGGAAAAGCUGCUCUCGCCAAACGCGAAGGCUCCCACGCCGAGCAGCUGGCACCGGCCGGCACGGAGCUUCCGCAGCAGCAUUUCCGGCGGAGGCAGCGGCGGGGAUCGCUUAGCGGCGUCCAGCGCUAUUCUCGCAGCUGGUCGGUCGGCGACGGCAGCAAUUGCCGCUGCCACGUCAUCCCCGUCAGCCAAUGAGCUGUUCGUGCGGGGAAACAGCAUUUCUGGAGCCAGGAGGAGCGGCGGAGAAAGCGGGGAAAUUGUCCGCCCUCCGUCUCCCUCUCCUGGCGAAGCAUCCUCUCCGUCAGGUUUCCGUCUGUCUAGCAUCGUUCCAAAUCCGUUUCGCAGACGGAACAAAGAGAACUUCGCGUCAGCAGCAGUGUAUGACGUCAGCAUGCUGGAACCAGAAGAGAGCGAAUCCUCCGCAAGUGGCGGUAACUUCGCGAUCGCUCCCUCCUGCACGCGCGGAAGGUUCAGCCCGCGCCGCGGCCGGCCCAGUCCGAGCCGCGAGAGGCGGAAAAGCAGCGACGGGAAAGCCCUCGGGAUAUUCGGGAGCGAUGGGAGAGGGUCCGUGUUGUCGCGAUCUCACAGUAAGGAGGCGCGCGAUUUGCUCCCCGAGCUAGAUGCUUACGCGGCGAGUAUUAGUACUCCUGGCACAGAUGCGGUAGGCGCAGCGUCAUCGUCGGCGGCGGCGAUGGGGGCGCAGUCGCUCGCGCUGGUGCCGGCGCGCGCGCGCGGCGGAAGUGGGGGGAACUGGGGGGAGCUGAUGGCGGGGCGGCGGGCGGAGGAAGCGGCGGUAGCGGCGGCGGCGGUGGCGGGAGAAUGCGCGGAAGUGGUGAUGGGCAUUCUGUGGAAGUGGGUGAACCUGGGGCGAGGCUGGGGCAUGCGGCUGUUCGUUCUCGAAGGGGGGGUGCUUUCUUACUUCAAGUUGGAAGGCCCUGAUCGGGUAACCGUGCUACAGGAGCUCGAGCGUCGCCCGGGUGCGCGACUAAUUGGCGACGAGAUUCGCCAUUUCGUGAAGAAAGAGCGCGAGGAUGGGGUCGUGCCUAACGAAGGCGAGCUUGGCGAUCGCAUGCCACAUGGCAGCGUCCGAUUGGAGGUCUCGACGCUCCGAGCCAGCACGGCUGACGGUAGAAAGUUUUACGUUUUCGGGACGAAGACGCUAGGAUUAAGGACGGAGUCCAAAGCCGGGAGGCUACUAUGGAUGGACGCGCUUCAAGCCGCGAAAAUGAAGCACCUUCAGUCGAUGCGCGCUUCGGCACAAGCUCCUUCGAUAAGCGAAUCGAGGCUGGUAGCCGCGUCGUCGCUGGCGAUGGAGCCGCUAAGAGCGUACUUAGCGAGUAUAAGCGUCGGUGUGGAGGAGAUCGCUAAGUGCGAGGAGAUUGUGAGGCGGCAGGUGGUGUUCAGGCUGGAGAAUAAAUUGCGGGAGGAGCAGAAGCGGCGGCUGCAGCUGUUGCGGUUACUGAGGCAGCUUGAAGCGGAUAAGGUCGAGCUGGAGACGGCGAUGCUGGAGGAGACGCGGAACCAGGGAUACGCUGGCAACAGCGUCGUCAUGACUGGUGAUGGCGAUGACGCCAGUACGACCUUUGAUGAGGACGAGGACGAGGAGGACGAGGAGGAUGAGGAGGAUGAGUAUGAAGAGGAGCAAGGGGAGGAGGAGGAAGAGGAGGGGGGCGAUCAGGAGGCAGACAGCGGUGCAGUUACCACCAGCGUUACUGGCACAGUUGCAGAGGCUACACCAGAGCGCAGGAGCGGUGUUUUAACCACCACGCACGGCAGUGGUAACCCUAUGGUAGCCACUGCCACCCUUGGGCCGUUACAUCGCACUGGAAGCGGCCACAGGGCGAAGAGGACUGGUAACAGCAUCAGCAGGUCCGGGAGGGCUCAGAGCAAGGCUCGGCGGGCCGCCAAGGCUGCGGUGCUGGCUCGGGAUAACGACGAGGACGAGGAGGGGUCGGGCAGCAGCGGCGGGCAGGAUGACGAGUUCUUUGAAGCCAUGGAUGACUUCGUCAGCUCGGGCAGUGUGAUGACGGUGGUGGACAUGCAGGAGGUUGGCUUCACGUACCCCAAGGUAGCGCGGAGGGAGCGCCUACCCCCCCCAGCGGAGGAGGAGAAGCCUGUGAGCAUCUGGUCGAUCCUGAAGGACCUGAUAGGCAAGGACCUGUUCAAGGUGUCGCUGCCCGUGAGCUUCAACGAGCCCAUCAGCACCAACCAGAAGUACUGCGAAACGUACGAGUACUCGUGGCUGCUGGACCGCGCAGCAGAGUACGGCCGCCGGGGCAACAGGCUGAUGAGGGCGGUGCACGUGGCAGCGUUCGCCGUCUCGCGGUACUCGGGCAAUGCGGGUCGCAUGCACAAGCCCUUCAACCCGCUGCUGGGGGAGACGUUUGAGGCGGACUGCCCCGACAAGGGCUUCCGUUACGUCUCAGAGGCGGUCCUCCACUACCCCCCUACUCUUGCCUGGAACUGUGAGGGCACAGGCUGGCGCAGUUGGGGCGACGCGUGUCUGAAAGUGCGCUUCUGGGGGCCGUCGGUGCAGCUGGAUCCGGUGGGGGUGCUAUCAGUGGCGUUCGACGACGGGGAGGUGUUUGAGUGGAGCAACGUGACUGUGUCCAUUCAGAACCUCAUUCUGGGGAAGCCGUUUGUCGACCACUACGGCACCAUGAGGAUACAGGGGAACCGGGGGUUCUCUGCUCGCCUGCGCUUCAAGGAGCGGUCUACUUUCGACCGGAACCCUCACCAGGUCCGAGGCAUAGUACAAAGCGACGACGGAGAGGAGAAGGCGACCCUAGUGGGUAGGUGGGACCAGUUCCUUCACUUUGUACCGGGGGAGCUGAGCAGCAAGUCACAGAAGGAGGAGAGCGAGGUGCUCGCCACGGCGCAGCUGCUGUGGCAGAAGUGCGCCCCCUCGCCCUACCCCUGCAAGUACAAGUUCACGCCCUUCUGCAUCACACUCAACGAGAUGACCCCGGGGCUCAAGGAGAAGCUUCCCCCAACGGACUCCCGCCUGAGGGCGGACCAACGGGCGCUGGAGGAGGGGUAUUAUGACCUGGCUAUUCAGGAGAAGUCACGGCUGGAGCAGAAGCAGCGCAAGGCCUUGAAAGCAGGCGAGCCGGGGUGGCACACGCGGUGGUUCAAGCAGCAAGGCGGGCCGGGCAGCACGUGGACGUAUGUGGGGGGGUACUGGGAGCGACGUGGGGCGCACGACUGGUCAGGGAUUAAGGAGAUAUUUGCCGAUGAUGUGGAUGCGAGUCAGCAGCAGCAGCAGCAGCAGAAGCAGCAGCAGCAGCAGCAGGAGAAGCAGCAGCAGGAGAAGCAGCUGCAGGAGAAGCAGCAGCAGGAGAAGCAGCAGCGGGAGAAGCAGCAGCGGGAGGAGCAGCAUCAGGAGAAGCAGCAGCAGGAGAAACAGCAGCAGGAGAAACAGCAGCAGCUGCUGCUGCAAGAGCUGAAGCAUCAGGAGCAGCAGAAGCAGCAGCAGCAGCAGAAGGAGCAGAAGCCGGAGCAACAGAAGGAGCAGAAGCCGGAGCAACAGAAGCAGCAGCAGCCGGAGCAACAGAAGCAGCAGCAGCCGGAGCAACAGAAGCAGCAGCAGCCGGAGCGGCAGGCGCAACCACUGAAGGUAACGCAGGAGCCAAGGGAGCAGAAGGAGCAGCAACAGCACCGGCAGCAGCAGCAGCAGCAUCCGCAGCAGAAGAAAACGGCGGUGGUGCAUUCGAAAAAGACACAACAGCCGCAUGCAGUAGGAGGGUCGGGAGCGAACAGAAAGAGUGAUGCUCGUAAGGUGGAGGAGAAACAUUCGGCACAGUUAGGAAAAUGAGGAAGACGGGGAUUGCAAGCUGCACAUAACGCCCAAUUAUUCCCUCGUGGGGUUGUCUUGCAUCCUCAUUCUGAUUUCGACUCACGCUCCUACGCAACUUUUUCACCGUUGCCCCCUUCUGCAUUCUUCUUAUCCAGCCGAUUGACGUGCCUGCCACCAGUUGUGUGGCUGGCCAGAUGUUUCUAGGCUGCUACUAGCUGUCAAAUAAUGUGUAGGCAUGGUAUGGUACCAAGUUCAUUCAACAAUGAGGGCGUUCGGGACUAAAGGUAUUCUGAGCGUUAGUGUAAUGUGAUGUAAAUGGUUGGUAAUAGUAGUCAUUAUGUAAUAGAUGUUAAAAAAUGCA
Molecule: messenger RNA, 5082 nt
Organism: Closterium sp. NIES-67
Lineage: Eukaryota; Viridiplantae; Streptophyta; Zygnematophyceae; Desmidiales; Closteriaceae
Source: the annotation of a GenBank genome assembly